This is a messenger RNA of Prorocentrum cordatum, 1142 nucleotides long. The record is from the annotation of a GenBank genome assembly. Lineage: Eukaryota; Dinophyceae; Prorocentrales; Prorocentraceae.
GAGCCAAGGCCCGGAGCUUUGGUAGGCUGCUCACAGGUGCAGCACCGCCGCCAACGUUCAAGGCACGUGCCCAUGAGGAGGGCCCGGAGCUGAAGACGCGGGCCUCGCAGCAUGGCGCCGCCUUGCGGGAGCUCAAGGGCGAUGUCUACCAAGAAGACGUCGCCAGCAAGGAGCUGGAGCGCAUCGCCGCCGCCGAGCAGCUCGCGACCGCGCGGGGCAGCGCCCUGGCGGCCGCGCGCGCAGGCCACGGGGCGGCGGAGCGACAAGCAGCCCUGGAGGCGUUUCUGCAUGCGUUGCAGGUGGGCUCCGGCAUGAUCGGGGACGGCGCUAGCUUCCAGAGAUGGAUUGUCCAGCAAGGGCUCGUGAAGGGGCUCAAGAAAUUGCGCGCCGCGCAGGCGGAGAUCGACUCACGGGGUUUCGCCGCGGCGUCCACGUUGCGGCGAGGCUCAAGCAAUGCCACUAUCAACCUCGAGACGUUCAAGAAUUCCCCCCCCCCCGCCUCGGACGGCAACUCCUUCCCCGGGACCGACGGCGGCUGCGCGGCCAGGCGGGCCUCGGCCGCGCGGCCGGCGAUCGCGGCGGCUGCUGCGCGCGGUGCUGUCCCGACUCCGCAGCCCCGCGUGGUCGGCGGCGACGCGCUGGGCGGCGUACAGGAGGUGUUCUUGGACAUGGAGGAUCUGGCGCGGCGCCUCGGCAAGCAGUCCAAGGUGCGCAACGGCGCGGCGCGCAGGGGCGUCGGGCUGCGCGGCGACAUCCGCGGGGUUUUCAGCGAGCGUGCGGACGGCGUCGCACAGGGUGCCGCCGAGGAGGCUGCGUCGCUCGCCGGUUGUUCGACGGGUCGUCUCCUGGAGUGCAGCGCGCGGUCGGAGCUCGAUCAUGAGGCCUCGGUUGCGGCGGGGCCCGCGCCGAGCACGCCGCAGAACUUUCACGUCUUCUUGGGCGCGGAGGCCGAGGUCAUUGUCUCAGACGCGGUGAUGGCGGGCGAGCUCAGCGAGCUGCGAGCGUUGGCAGAUGGCCUGUGCGACGACCUGAUGCGGGCGUCCGAGGAGGCUCAGGUCAAGGAGGUGGUCGACGACGGGCCGACGGCGCAGGAUGUGGAGCGCGCGGUGGCAUUGGUCGAGAACUUCUCGUCGUUGGCCUAG